Chiloscyllium plagiosum (whitespotted bambooshark) is the source of this 1337-nucleotide messenger RNA. Lineage: Eukaryota; Metazoa; Chordata; Chondrichthyes; Orectolobiformes; Hemiscylliidae. The record is from RefSeq and is a predicted model, not a curated record.
AUGAGAGAGGGAAGUAGCACUGAUGAUAUCAUCAACAUACUGGUGAAAGAGUUGUGGGUGCUGGCUGGAAUAGGACUGGAACAAGGAAUACCCCAUGAAGAAACAGGCAUUUCUCGGGCCUAUGUGGGUACCCAUGGCCACCCGUACAAACUUAAGAGAGUGAGAGGAGUUAGAAGAGAAGUUGUUGAGGGAAAUGAAUACAGCAGAAAUUACUUUGACCUACAGAUGUAUGAGGGAAUAGACCCAAGGCAGUGUAGGAUAGAGGUCAGCACAGAAGAUGAGUGUGAAUUAACACCAGACAAGAAUGAUGACAUGGACUUCUAUCUAAAACUACUGAAGCUUCUGGAAGAUGAAGAAGGAAGCCUGGAGGAAGGCAUACCAGAAACUACUGGAGCUUGCAUGGGGCGUGAAAGCACUGGAGUUCACAGCAAUAUAUUGGGCCUGCGGCAGGAGGUGGAGAGUGAGACGAUCCCUCCUUAUGUUGAACAGUUCGAGGAGAGCGUACAAGAUGACGUGAUUAUGGUUGGCAGCCUUUCACUGGAACAGGCUCAAGAUCAACGACAGAGGUUUCUUAAUGCACACAUUGAUUGUCGGUCACAGGAGAAGCAUCUGGUUCGGCGAGAAAAGCUGUCUGUCAAAACACAGGAGGAACAAACCAAGCAACGAGUGAUGGCAUUUGUAAGGGAAAAAACAAAGGUAUCCUGGUCCCUUGCCGUGCAUGCUUCUGAGUUUGUCUGUGGUUGAACGUUGAAAUGUCGGAAGAUGUUUACCAUUAAUUUCUUAUCGAAAUAGCAAUGAUUAGGCCCUAAUUCCUAUUUUUAAUGAAGACCCAAAAUGUUGGGCUUUUGAGAUACAUCUCCUCACUUUAUGACAAUUCAUAAGUUACCAUUGUUUCAACUGAAGCUUUGAAAUCAUUACAAUAAUCACUUCUUGUACCUUUAUUGACACAUUUCAGCAAUAUGUUUGCAUUCAGCAGAAACUCUGGUCUAAAUGUAAAACUAUAAGAUUGGAAUAAUGCACACAUUAAAUAUCCAGUAUAAUGCUAGCAAUGUGUGCUUCUGAUCAAUGGGAUGUUUUGAGUUUUUGUAUGAUUUCAAGUGAUUGUUAUAUGAUGCAAUUGUUUAUUUUACAUUUGUUAAAAAACAACUUAAGCUCAUUUGAGUGUACUUUUUCUCUCAGCGGAUCACAUUUUGUUUGUCAAGUGUAAUCAAAUGGUUUCAAUACCUGCUACAUGGACGUUUUUGUUUUAGCAACAGGAAUGUGCUUGGUUAUAUAUAGUUUAGCAAUUAUGCUAGAAUUUCAAAGCUUAAAAGAUGAUAUAAAUGGUUUGUGUGCUC